AUGGAAAAUGACCAUGGAUAUGGAGUCACGGUCCUCCACGAGCCAUCCCACUCGGUAGAAAUUCUCUAUGACCUGGUGGCUGUCCACGACCUUAAUGGAACCGGUUUCGAGACCUGGACGCACAAGCAAAACGGGAUGAUGUGGCUCAAAGAUCUGCUGCCGAAAGAAUUGCCCAAUGUUCGGAUCAUGACAUACGAGAGUGACGCUUAA
Messenger RNA from Penicillium argentinense, 210 nucleotides. RefSeq lists its product as uncharacterized. The record is from RefSeq and is a predicted model, not a curated record. Lineage: Eukaryota; Fungi; Ascomycota; Eurotiomycetes; Eurotiales; Aspergillaceae. The coding region runs from base 1 to 210 and encodes 69 amino acids. The transcript has 2 exons.